GCUAUCGUAAAUGUCGAAACUACAAGUCCCAGAAAGCAUUUCAUCUGGUACAGGAAGUCCUUUACGACCUUGGAUUUUUUUUCCAUUACUGCACGUACCAGCAUGGCGAAUAAGGAGCCCAAUAGGUUGUUGCAAAGCUUGCGGGACAUCGCCAGCAGGAUGUCCUCUGGCUCGAGGGGAGCUGGUCUGGGAAUGAAACUACUCAUCGGCGCUGGUGCAUUCGUUUAUGGGGUCAAAGAAGCUACGUAUACAGUGGAAGGAGGACAGCGGGCGAUUAUCUUCAACAGAAUUGGGGGGAUGCAGAUGGACACUGUCCUUGCUGAAGGACUGCACUUCAGAAUACCCUGGUUCCAGUAUCCCGUCAUUUAUGACAUCAGGGCAAGGCCCAGGAAGAUCUCCUCCCUCACCGGAAGCAAAGAUCUGCAGAUGGUGAACAUCGCGCUCCGUGUGCUGUCCCGGCCCGUGGCCUCCAACUUGCCCAUCAUGUACCAGCAGCUGGGCAAGGACUACGACGAGCGCGUGCUGCCCUCCAUCGUCAACGAGGUCCUGAAGAGCGUGGUGGCCAAGUUCAACGCCUCGCAGCUCAUCACGCAGAGAGCCCAGGUGUCCUUGCUGAUUCGCAGAGAGCUGUUUGAGAGAGCCAAGGACUUCAACAUCAUCCUGGAUGACGUGGCCAUCACCGAGCUGAGCUUCAGCAGGGAGUACACGGCCGCUGUGGAGGCCAAGCAAGUCGCCCAGCAGGAGGCUCAGAGGGCACAGUUCUAUGUGGAGAAGGCCAAACAGGACCAGAGACAGAAGAUCAUCCAGGCAGAAGGAGAGGCAGAAGCUGCCAAAAUGUUGGGAGAGGCCGUGACCAAGAAUCCUGGCUACCUGAAACUGCGGCGAAUCCGGGCCGCCCAGAACAUCGCUAAGACGGUGGCGGCUUCGCAGAACAAGGUGUAUCUGAGUGCGGAUAGUUUGGUCAUGAACCUCCAGGAUGAAUCCUUUAACAAGAUUCUGGCUCUGUCACCACUCGUAUAAAGUGUAAAUGCACUCAUGGUAAAUGUGCCAUAUGCUUCAAAUGAAGUUGUGACGAUUACAUGUAAACAAUGUGCAGUCCCCUCCACAAGUAUUUGAACAGAAAGGUCAAUUCCAUUGUUUUUGCUAUACACUGAAGACAAUUGAGUUCCAAGAUCAGAUUUCAGCUUUCAUUUCUUGGUAUUUUUAUCUAGAUUUCUUACAAAAGGUGAUAUGUUCUAAGUUUUUUUUAAUUUUUUUUUUUAUUAUUAUCGGACCACCCAAUUUUUCUGAGCAAAAUUAUUGGCGCAUUUGACUGACAGGUGUUUCUUGUUGCCCAGAUGUGUCCUGUUAGAUUGAUUAGUUAAACGAUAAAUAGUUCUGAAUGUACUCAUGGUUUUAGCCUUGCGGUUUGCCUGUGAAGACUGCAUUUGUGUUAGAAAAUAUUAGCUAACAUGAAGACCAGAGAGCUGUCUUUGGGAGAAAUGCAAGCCAUUUUGAAGCUUAGAAAAGAGGGGAAAUUGGUCAGAGCCAUUGCACAAGCAUUGGGGAUAGCUUGUGCAACAACUUGGAAUGUUCUGAAAACGAAAGAAACCACUGCCGCACUGAGCAACAGUCAUCAAACAGGUCAACCAAGGAAAACGGCAGUUGAUGAGACAUUGUGAGAGCUGUGAAGUAAAACACCAAACCUUCACCCCUGCACUGACUGAUGUUAUCGCAAUCAACCGUUCGAAGAAGACUUAAAGAGCAGCAAUAUAGAGCCUAUACCACAAGAUGCAAACCACUCAUCAGUAGUGAGAAUCGGAAGGCAAAAUUACAAUUUGCAAAGAAGUACAGAGAUGAGACUAAAAGUUGUGGAACAAUGUUUUAUGGACUGAUGAGACGAAGAUGAACCUCUACCAAAGUGAUGGAAAAGCCAAAGUGUGGAGAAAGAAAGUGUCUGUUCAUGAUCCAAAACAUACAAGCUCAUCUGUGAAGCACUGUGGAGGAAGUGUCAUGGCUUGGGUCUUGCAUGGCUGCUUCUGGCUGCAGCAGGAUGAAUUCAGAAGUCUACAAAAACAUUCUGUCUGCCAACUUACAGAGAAAUGUGUCCAAACUAAUUGGGGGGGGGGGACUUCUUCAUGCAGCAAGACAGUGACCCAAAACGCACUGCUAACACAACAAAGGACUUCAUUAGGGACUUUCAAGUCGAUCACCAGACCUUAAACCUAUUGAGCAUGCAUUUCACCUCCUGAAGAGGAGAUUGGAAAACCUUCCAAAACAAACAACUGAAAGAGGCUGCAGUAAAAACCUGGAAAGCCAUCACAAAAGUAGAAGGCAACAGACUAGCUUGAUGCAGUUAUUGCUCAAAAUAGGAUGGUCUGAUACCAAAGGUGCCAUGUUCUAUGUAGUUUAACACAUCUAGUUGUACCAGGAAAUAAAAGCUGAAAUGCUGAAAUCUUGUCUCGUGUUCAUCUUUUCAUCUCAAACCCAAAUGUUUUCAGUGUAUUGCAAAAACAAAGGAAUUGGCCUUGCUGUUCCAAUACUUUUGGAAGGAAGUGUAUGUAUAAAAAUUAACAAAACGCUGCAUUGUGCCAUAACCAUACCUCAAGAAAAUCAAUUCCAUCUCUUCAUUUCUGCCAAGCCUUAAAAAAAGUACAAAAAAAAAAGUGAAGUUGUCGCCUGUCUACAAAAUGGCCGACGGCCUUUAUCUCAUCUGAGGGAUAGCUUCCAGCAGCCCGGUGCGGAAUCUUGAUGUCAGCCCGUUCUCGAGGUGUCCGUGAUUUCUUGGUCUAGCGAAUGAUUUUGAAUGUGUGAGUGUGUCCGUGGCCCGGGAGAUUGGCGGUUGUGCCUCGUUGGUAGUUAAUGGCGCUGCCUUGCGUACCCUAAAGGCUCAAGCUGACUGAGCGUCGGUGAGAAACUGCAGCCCUCGGCCUUCUCUCCGAUCGACCGGGCCACGUGCUCGUCCCACGAUCAAUCGCUCGACAAAACGAGUUGUGGUCAUUGGGGGUGCGAGCUGACAUCGAGCGUCUUUUCAGCGAGGUUACGGAGAACCAUAGGCAAGAUCUUGAAGCGAUGAAAGUGUUUGAGGGGAUUAGCUCUCGCCACUGUUAUGCUAGGUCACUGUGACUCAAGUUAUUUUUCUUUCCUGUCACCUAAGUUACACUCACGUCUAAUCACGUCCAUGCAGCUCUAAUUCAUUGUGUACCGAUUGUGUGUAUGCACGCUAAAUAAAUCCCUCUUGAACUCUU
Conger conger (European conger) is the source of this 3227-nucleotide messenger RNA. It is a transcript of the gene phb2b, whose product is annotated as prohibitin 2b. Gene Ontology annotation, biological process: mitochondrion organization. The record is from RefSeq and is a predicted model, not a curated record. Gene Ontology annotation, cellular component: membrane; mitochondrion. The coding region runs from base 103 to 1020 and encodes 305 amino acids. The transcript is spliced from 10 exons. Lineage: Eukaryota; Metazoa; Chordata; Actinopteri; Anguilliformes; Congridae.